Messenger RNA from Lolium rigidum, 924 nucleotides. RefSeq lists its product as uncharacterized. The record is from RefSeq and is a predicted model, not a curated record. The transcript is spliced from 3 exons. The coding region runs from base 1 to 924 and encodes 307 amino acids. Lineage: Eukaryota; Viridiplantae; Streptophyta; Magnoliopsida; Poales; Poaceae.
AUGAACGGCUUCUACUCGUCCAUCGCGCACGGCCUGGACGCGCUCCACGGCACGCUGGCCUCGUCGCCGGAUGCAGCCUUCAUGUCGGCGCCGUUCCUGCAGCAGGCAGCGGCCCUGCUCCGCUCCCUGCACUCGCAGCUCGUCCACCUCGUGCAGCGCCUCCACCUGCCGCCUGGUGAGAGCUGGCUCGACGAGUACAUGGACGAGACCUCCCGCCUCUGGGAGGUCUGCCAGGUCGUCAAGGCCGGCGCCUCCGCCCUCGACACCUACUGCGCCUCGGCCGGACGCAUCGACGCCACGCUGGACGACUGGUACGUCCACGUGGUGCGUGCGAUCAACGCGCCGCGGCGGCAGGCCGUGGGGCUGGAGCAGGAGAACCGGGCGCUCGCCGACACCAGGAUCGACCCGGCGUCGCUGCUGCUCGACGACCGCUCGCCCGUCGAGUUCAAGCUCAACGCCUUCAACGGCUUUCGCGGUGUGCUCUACGCGCUGCGCAACGCCAGCUCCUUCCUCCUCAUGCUCCUCGUCUCCGGGACCGUCUCCUGCCUCCCGGACCUCGCCUGCUGCCCCAACAGCCCGUUCCGCACCUCGGGCGCCGGGUAUGUCUCCUCCAUGGGGCGCCUGCGCCAGCGCGUCGCCGAGGAGAUGGAGGCGGUGGCCAGCGAGCACUCCUGCUCCGGCAUCAUGAUGUACGAGUUCCGGCAGGCCAGGGUCGGCAUUGAGAGCAUCAAGACGGAGUUCGACAGGGUCAUCGCCACAGGGUACGGCAACCCUGGGGAGAUCGCCGAGAGGGUGGAGAUCAUCAAAGGAUGGAUCGGGAUGCUGAGGUCAGGAGCUGAGAGCAUCGUCAGUGAGCUGGACGACUUCUUCGAUGAGAUCGUAGAAGGCAGGAAGAUGCUGUCUGACCUGUGCAGCCAUCGCUGA